Molecule: messenger RNA, 9904 nt
Organism: Procambarus clarkii (red swamp crayfish)
Lineage: Eukaryota; Metazoa; Arthropoda; Malacostraca; Decapoda; Cambaridae
Source: RefSeq, a predicted model, not a curated record
UCAGUUGUGACUCUUAGAGGGAGGUUGUAUUUGCUGUGUCUCUGUGCAGUUUUUCACUUAACAACAUGUUUGAAGAUGCACGAAACGCGCGUGAAUAGUUUUUUCUAACACAUGACGUAAAUUGUUUGUGCUGGUAAACGUACCCAACGCAGUGGAGAUCGAAUAGUGCCUGAAAAUGGGUGGAAGACGAGGAAAUCCAACGUUGGAGUUGACUCUGGCGGCGGUGGUAACCCUGGGCGUUUGUUUGGGUCGUGGAGCUUCAGCUGACAAAGAGGGACUGUGGAGUGGGUUAUCAUUUGGAGUGGAGCCAGUGGACACGGUGGUGCGGAAGAGGGGCCCAGCGUGGCUCCACUGUGUGGCUACUGGCUACCCAGAGCCCACUCUCACCUGGAGGAAAGAUAACUCUCCCGUUGAUUCCUCCGGUGACACAAGACUAACUAUUCUUCCGAAUGGAACGUUAUCCAUCUCUUGGGUGAAUGGACCAAGAUCUGAACAAACUGAUGAAGGCAUUUAUCAGUGCGUGGCAUCCUCGCCCGGAGCGGGCACCAUUAUAUCAUCCAGGGCCAGACUGAGUAUAGUUGGCGGCUGGGAAGAGGAUGCACUACCUAAGUUUGAGGAUCAGCCUCAAGAUAUGACUGUGUUUGAAGGUGAACGGGCACGGUUUCCUUGUGCCAUUGACGGCUCUCCUCCACCAAUCAUCAAGUGGUUCAGAAACAGUCAUCCUUUGGAUCCUGACUCAAGGAUGACACGCCUUCCAUCUGGUGCCUUAGAAAUAGAAAAUGUAGCUGCAACUGAUGAUGGUGAAUAUUAUUGCCAAGCAACGAGCCUUGAUAAGACCAAGGUAUCACAACAAGCCACGCUUCAAGUAAAGGAAGGAUAUGCACUUCGUGACCCCCAGUCUCCUGUAUUCAUUGCUCAGCCAAAAUCUGUAGUUGGCACAGUAGGAGCAAACAUAACACUAGAUUGUGCAGCUAAUGGCUAUCCAGAGCCAACAGUUGUUUGGCUAAAGGAUGGGGCAACCAUAGACAUGGCUGACUUGGACACCAGGUUCUUGUUUUUUGGUACAACAAGAAGCUUGCAGAUCAUUGGAUUAAAAGAAGAAGAUGGUGGCACAUACAUGUGUCGAGCAGAAAAUAGAGAAGACUCUGUUGAUGCUGUAGCUCACAUCCAAGUGCAAGUUGCUCCUAAGUUUUUGAGAAGGCCUGUAAAUACGAUUGCAUACGAGAAAGAAGAUGUUGAAUUGGAGUGUAAAGUGUAUGGCCAGCCAGAACCAUCUGUGCAUUGGCUGAAAAAUGGUGAAUUGAUAAUUGAAACAGAAUAUUUCCAGAUGGUGAGUGGUAAUAAUUUAAAAAUCCUUGGCUUGGUGGAGGGUGAUUCUGGAAUGUACCAGUGUGUGGCAUACAAUUCUGCCGGGGACGCACAAGCUGCCGCACAGUUACGUGUCCAAAAGUCAGGAAGGAGCAUGCCAUCAUCCCCCACAGCCACUACAACCAUCAGCAGCACCCAUCAAGGUGUUUCCAAGGGUGGAUUAUUACCAGAGGAAGAUGGUAGUGAGAGUGAUGAUUCCUUGGAUAUUGGUGGUGGACACCAUCCACUGUCUCCCUCAGCUCCCAGACAUCUCCAAGCUAUAAUUGCCAGUAAUAGAUUCAUCACACUAGCAUGGCAUGAACCUGAGAAGAACAAUGAUCAUAUUGUUGGAUAUUCUGUAUUUUAUAGGCAGGAGGGUUCUCCUAGGGAACGUGUGCAGAAUGUCAGUGCCAGCUCAUCAAGUGAGGGCCUGGAUGAAUACAAAACACAAAUUAGUCACCUCAUUCCUGGAAGUAACUAUUUAGUGCGAGUGGUGGCUCAUACAUCAAAUGGUCUGGUUGGAGCAUCUAGUGAUGAAGUGCCUGUUUAUACAAAGCCUGAUCUUGAUUUACCAUCAGCACCCGAAAGUCUUAAAGUCAUUCCCACCUCCCCAACUAGUUUACAAGUCACAUGGUCAUUUCCACAAACAGUAAAGACGCCUAUUACUGGAUUUACAAUGUUUUAUAUGCAGGUUGGUUCAGCUGAAGAGCAUGAAGUAGAAGUUACCGGUACCUCGUAUGAUCUGCAAGGUCUCAGUCAGUUUACGGAGUAUAGUGUAUGGCUCGUAGCUGUUAAUGCUAAUGGCGCUGGAGAUGCAACCCACGAAGUCACUGCUAGAACCUAUUCUGAUAUGCCUUCAAGAGAACCUCAGAAUGUGACUGUUGAGGCAGCUAGUUCAAGAAGUCUUAUCAUAAGGUGGGAGCCACCUCCCACAGAGCAUCAGAAUGGUGUUAUAACUGGAUACAAAAUACGAUACAAGGAAAAAGGAAAAACUGGCUCCACCAAGACAAAGACCACAGAUGGAAACAGACGGUUAUUUGCUCUCACAGACCUGAAGAGGAGCACUCAGUACUCCAUUAAGUUGGCAGCCCUCACAGUUAAUGGAACGGGUCCAUAUACACACUGGAACCUGGCCGAAACAUUUGCUAAUGACCUGGAUGAGAAUCGUGUGCCAGACAAGCCAAUCAAUCUGAAGGCUGUUGCACUGACUGACCAUAUUAGGGUAUGGUGGCAACCCCCAGCUCUUCAUAAUGUGAUGAUGCGGGGAUACACGAUUGGCUGGGGUCGUGGCAUACCCGAUGUUUACUCCAAGAUUGUAGAUAGUAAACAGAGAAGCUAUGUAAUUGAAGAUUUAGACCCAAAUGCUGAAUAUGUUAUCAGUCUUCGUGCUUUUAAUAAUGUUGGGGAUGGGCAGCCAGUAUAUGAGCAAGUGCGCACACGCCCAACUGAAGAAGCGGUAGCAGCAACACUCACGCCUCCAGUGGGUUUGAAAGCUGUAGUUCUCACUUCUUUCACAGUGGCUCUGCAAUGGACAGAUACUACUCUUAAUCGUAACCAGUACAUAAGUGACACGAGAUACUACACUGUUCGAUACACAACAUACUCCUCUGCCUCAUCAUCCAGUCCUCGAUAUCGUUAUGUCAAUGCAACUGAUGUUACCUGCCUUAUUGAUAAUCUGAAGCCCUCCACAAUGUAUGAGUUUGCAGUUAAAACUACAAAGGGACGACGUGAGUCUCCAUGGAGUCUUGUGGUUUCCAACACAACUUUGGUUGCUAGGCCAUCGUCUCCACCAAGGGAUGUCACAGUUGUUACAAUUCCUGAUGAGCCUUCAACUACAAUAUUCAAUUGGCAACCACCCAAACAGAGCAAUGGCAAAAUUACAGGGUACUUAAUAUUCUACACAACAGAUGCAGCAGGAGACUGGGUAAUGGAAGAGGUACUUGGAGAUCGGAUGACAUCCACUGUUCAUGGAUUGACUCCAUCAACUCUCUACUACUACAAAAUGCAGGCUCGCAAUGUUAAGGGCUUUGGUCCAUUUUCUUCCGUUGGAAACUUCACCACAUUGCCUGCAGUUGGAAAAAGUAUAGGCAAACCAUCAGGGUGGUUUGUGGACCGAGGAAGUUUGAUUGUGUUAGUAAUUGCUGGAGUGGCUGGAGCCAUUACUCUUAUAGGUGCUUUCGUGGGAGCAACAAUCUACUGUCGACGAGUUAAGCCCCAGCCACGACCUAGUAAUGUGCGAGGUCGGGUCCUGGGGGAUGCGGCUGCUGUUCCUCCUGCCGCUUCUCCCUCUGCAGCUUCUGUUAACAUCACUCUGCAGCCCAGAGUUGGCAGUUGCAGCAAGAGUAACAAACCAGAGGUGCAGCCUCCAGACCUGUGGAUUCAUCACGAUCAUCUGGAACUUAAAAACUUUGACAAGGGUGAACGCAGUAGUUCACCAAAUCAUGCGGCCAUUAUUAACCACACAGGACCUGAGUAUGAACCUGAUGACAAGAACACGACUUACACUUCUACCUCUACCCUCGACCGCCGCACCCCUUACCAGUCAACCUAUCUCCGUGAUCAACUGAGUGAUGAUGAAACGGAUAAAUUGUUGAACCGUCGAUCCUUCAAACCCAAACCUCUCAUUAUGUCUUUGGAUGUUUCAAAUGAUCUGGUUGGUGGUAGUACAUCAAGCAGUGUAUACAGUGAUGGUACUCUUGGUCGACCAGGAUACUCCAUGCCACAGUUUUCUUCUGCUGCUAGCCAAGGCUACAAUUCACCUGCAGAAAAUCCAUAUAGCCCUAACCCAACCAGUAGUGGUAUGUCUGCAAUGCUUGGGCCAGGUAAUAUGCCUCUCGAUGGCAUGCCUCUGCCACCCCAACCUACACAGCCACUGUUGGGAGGUCUUGGUGGACCUCCUGGGCCAUCCCAAUACAGUUCUGUGAAUGGUGAAGGUAGUAACACACUGGGUAAGCGGUCAGGUAAUCCUUUACGCAGUUUCAGUGUCCCAGCACCGCCUCAGUCUGCUCCCACAACACCCCAACCUAAACACAUUGUUGCUGUACGACCUCAGGGAGUAACAAGUCCUUUCAAGAAGUCUUUAGUCCCUGGAUCUUCAAAUAUGUCAAGCAAUGCAGGUCCAGGUGGACCAUCAGGGCGCUGGGCAGGUCCCACCAUGCGUGUUGAUUCUUUACCUGAGCACGAGGAAGCAAAUGAAGCCCUUCUUCAUGGUUACUCAACGGAAGAAUUAUCUCAGGAAAUGGCCAAUCUUGAAGGACUCAUGAAGGACCUCUCAGCCAUCACAGCAAACCAGUUCAAUUGCUGAGGUCCAUCUCGAUCCAUAACUCUUUCCUGUGCUAGUGUUUUUGUCGAAAGUGAAAUUUUCAGUGUUGUCUUGUAUAAAAAUGCAGCCACAUGUGUACUUUGGGCAGUAUGUGGUAAAUGUAGAUAAUAAACAUACUAAUAGAAGUUCAAAACCAUGAAAUACUUUUUAUAUUAUUUUAUAUAUUUUUUUUUAUUACUCAAAAGGGCCUCUGAAUCCUGGGAUUUUAUUUGAGCUACUGAAAAAUUUAGAGACCUUGAGUGAUGUGCUUAAUGUGUACUGGAUGUUACCGAAAUGUUUCUUUGGGAAUGGCAUGAUGUGAACUCUAUAGUGACCUCUGUAUGCAUGGUUUUUAUCAAAUUGAAAACAAAUAUGUAUAUAUGUGUAUAAAUUUUUGAGUGCAAAGACGAAAACAAACGAGUUGAAUUUAGGAAACAAUCUAUAGAAAUGGUGAACUGUGGUGCUUCCAAUUCUCCUCAGUUAUUAGUUGUCUUCAACUCACAUUAGGUUGGUAUCGCACUAAGCAACUUUAGAUUAACUUGCAGCAACAUGAUUAAAUAUAAUUUUAUAUUUAUUGUAAACGUGUGAUAGUUAAGAAAAGGAAAGCUCUUUACUGGUGAAUGUUUGUCACAUAUUAUUAUAUAUGACAAUUCUCCUUAUGAUGAUGAUGGUUUCUUUUGUCCAUAAAUUGUAUUUUAUCUAUUUGUGAUUAUAACAAUACUCAUUUAAUAUACUUAAUAAAGGGAAAAAAUUUUGCAUAUUGGCGAUAUAAAGUUAAAGUCAAGUAAUGUAGAGUGUAGUCUGGCUUGUAGCCAUCAUGGUAAAGUGCCCUGUCACUUUACAAGGGUUUAAACCUAUAAUGUAAAUAUAAGAUAUUUUAUCUUUAUUAAAUUAACUAUAACGAAGCAAAAAUGAGAUGAAACAAAAGAAAAUGUGGUGAACCUAAUACAAUCAGAGUAAUAACCAAUAUAUAUAUUACAAGUUUAUCUGGCACAAUUUUAACUAUGACUUCUCAUAAAGUUUUGCAUAUCACAUUUUUGUAUAGAUUGAUGUUGUAAAGAAAUUGAUGAUAAUAGGAAAUAUUUAAUGCCAAUAUUUGACUAAUCUCAUUAACCCUUAAAAGUGUUUCAUUCAUUUGUAUAACCAAUCAGUUUGUGCCCUUGCAUUUCUUGAUACCAUGAAAACUAUAUUGAGGGGAAAAUACUCUACUAUGCAGGGUAAAAAUACUCCUAUGUGAAUGGUAAGGAAAGUAUUUACCAUGCAAGAAAGAUAGGUAUUUAUAGGAAAACCAGCAUUUGUUAUCGAGUUAGUUGCUCAGUAUGACACCACCUUUGCAUUUACAGACAGAAGAAAUACAAGUUAAUUGUAAAAUGUACACUUAAGGUGGCAAAGUGAGAAUACAGCAAGGAUAUUGCAGGGAGAUUAUCACUAAUAGUCUCCCCAGGUGAUAAUUUCCAUUUUUUGGGGGUGAUAAUUUUGUUUUAUCCAGUUGGAUUAGCAAUGAAUACGUGACGAAGAUGAAUGACUCAUUAUUUUAUACUAUGAGGGGUGGCUGAGUGUUGCCUAGUCAGUGUUGUCUUGAUAAACUCAGCAUGUGUACUGUGGUAAUAAACAGUGAAUCAUUAGUGAUGCUUUGCAGUGCUUCUAUCUCAGAAAACAAAAGACACGAGAAGCAGCAUUAUUUGCUUCAUUAAAAUGAACUUCAAAACUGAGAGAGAGAGAGGAUACUACAAUCAGUGUCAGGCUGAUACAUUGCCAGCUUGGUGUUGUUGGAAGAGUUACUUGCUGUAGCAGUUUCAGGUCUCUGUGCUCAAUCACACUGAAUCUUUCUGAUUUGAGCAGCAAAGGGAGAGUUAUGGAAAUUUAUAUGAAGACUCCUUUGGUAACUUGGGGGAAACAAGCCUUAUAUUAUAAAUGUAUGGACAUUUUGCAACUACUUUAUCAGCAUGUGGCAAAUAUAUAAUAAAUAAUGUUGAAUUUGAUGGACCCACUUACAAUGGGGUACGACCCUUGAAAUCUCCAAGACUCUCGUUUUACUGGUCUAAUCACAUGUGUUCUUGUCUGUGCACUGUGUUUGUGUACAGACUGGAUGUGCAUUUAUUGUUAAGAGUAAUUUUAGGAACUUUUAUAAUGCAAGUUUUCCCAACCACACCCAGGUUUCCUUCCAAAUUUUACUUAUUGUUUAGUGAGAGUAAAUAGAGGCUCCCUGCUGUGGGAGUAGAUUGUUAGUUUUAUACGACAAUAUUUUUUCUCUUGACAAUUACAAUAAUUGUUAAAGGGGAAACUGUAUGUCUAAUGCAGAGGUUACUUUUAUACAAUUAGAAGUUUUUAGUUGAAGCAUUUCACUGAAAUUUUGUAAAUGGGAUGUUAAUUUAUUAAAAAAAAAAAAAAGAGCUUGGAAUAUUUCCAGCUGAAUUUUUUUUUUUCAGUGGGAUAUGGCAGUUUCUGGUAAACUACAUAAAUUACUCUGAGCUGGAUUAUAACAGCUAUGAUUGCACAAACUUGUCAUGAACACAGUUUUGCAAUGAAAUAUUAUACUUGUAUUUCUCAUUUUAAACUAUGUUAUAAUUUAGCAUUAUCAUAUUCAUGCUCAUCUCAUCAAAGUCAUUUUCAUAAUUUAUCAUCCUCAUAACUUACAAAUACAUGCAUUUAUUUGUAUUUUUUACUUUAUUAAUAAGUGUAUUGUGAAAUAACAACUGUGAAUACAUGACUGAAGUACAGCAUUGAGACUUGAUGAACUGAAUUGAAAUAGUCUAGCGGAUGACAUGAUGAAUUGUUUAUCACUGUAUUCUUAAUGUAGCAUAGUAUAUAUUACCUGAUUUCCACUAUAGUAGUCAUAUUUCAUAAAAUGCAUUGGCUGUUAUCUGGCAGAAUUUAUAAGAAUUCCAGUGGUUGAAAGGUCUUUCUUUUAAUACAAAAAAAGUAAAUUUGUUCUAAAUUUAAAAAUAAAUAUUUUUCAAAUGUACAAGUUUGCAAUAUCUGUCCUCAGUCAUUUUACCUAAUGAAGGAGUUCCCAUGAACACAUAUUAACAUGAUAGGAAAUGCAUUUAUUAUAAAUGCUCAAACAAUUAUACAUUUUAAUCUUUGUAAGAUCAAAUUUUUAAUACAACUUGCCAUGUAAAUAAAAUUUAAUUUUCAAUAACUUUAUAAAUGAUUGAUAGAAUUCAAUGCUCAUUUUGUACAGUUGUGUUGUCUGGUAUGUGGUUUGUAGUAUUAAGUGGCUGAGGUGUUUGUUUAUAUUUUUGUAAACACUGCAGUACAAAUAGCUGUUGCAGCAGAUGAUCUAUAAAAUAUUAAUGUAGACUUACAGUGUUGAAAUGUUUUCAAAGUAAUUGUGUCUUAAGUAAUCAGUCAAACAAGUGUUAACUACAUUACUUUUAAACAUUUUAGUACAGACAAUCACAUGCUUUCAGGACACCUCAAGACCGAGACUGAACAAAUAACCUGUUGUGUACGGGUAGGAUGUGUAUGUACAGAUGUACAGAUGUUGUGUACCAUCAUCCUAAAAUUCUAGGGGAAAAACAAAAUUGACAGUACUUUGUACUCACCAAUAUGAAGCUGAAGAUUAUUGUUUAAGGUGUAAUUAUUUAGAUGGUAAAGGUGGUAGAUGUUAAUGGUGUUGAGUUGACUGAAGUGGAGAUUGAUGGUGAUAAGAGGCACCUUCAGAUGUUGAAGUGCUUGUACCACUCACACUGCAUUGUUAACACUUUGCACCAUAGGUCUACUCACUGCCUUUCAAUUACAUAUUUAUUUAUCACUUUCACUUGUAGAAAAGUAGUUAGAGAUGAGAAUGUCUGAAAGUGCAGUCUUGCUCAUUUCAUAUUUAGCACAUGCAACACUUCUCAAGAUCCCACUUUCCACCUUAUAAGUUCAACUCUCUUCUAGAAUGUUAUCACUGACCUCUUUUUCUUAGUUUUCUCACUUGUAGAAGCUUUCAUCGACAUUUGGAGCUGACAUGGAACAAGGGCGUUCCUAAAUAAAUAAAUAAAUACAGUACAUAAAUAUAAAUAUACACACGUGCACAAACACAGCAGAACCUCAGCUGACGAAUGCCCUAACAGUAUUUACAAAUUUUCCUGGUUACAAGGCUCAAUUUCUUCGUAAAAUUUGAUUCGGUUUAUGAGCUUUGCCUCGAGUUGCGAGUUUGUUGAUACACGCAUGGGUCGACGGAGCACGUGGUUCCUGGUGGUACAGGCAACUAUGCCUCAGUUUAACAGUGCCUCCCCUGAAGUGACAAUUGCGCUUGAAUUCUUUGUAAAGAAUUACAUUGUUUUUCAGCUUUUUUGGUUUCUAACAUAAAAGUAAUUAUUAUAUACCAUGCCAUGGGCCCCAAGAAAGUCAAUGGUAAGGUUCAACCUAUGAAAACACAUGUGAGGAUGACCUGGAUGACCUUAGAGGAAAAACAAGUCUCUAUGAAAAUAAGUUCUUAGUGAGACAAGCAAGCAGUGAGCCACAACCAGGUCCUAGUGGUAUGCAGGCUAAACAUAGGAGAGAGAGUACCCCAGAGAAGUCAUAUUCCUGAUGUUAUAAUGGAAGAGGACUUCCCUUCCAAACACUAACACCUCUCCUCCUUCCUCCCUCCUCACCAUCUUCCAUACGUCAACGAGUCAUCAAUAAAGGUAAGCUAUAACUCGUACAUACUAUAAUACAAAAUAAUUGUUUUUAUUAUGUAUGAAAUGUAUUUUGAAGUUAAUAUUUGUGGGAGUGUUUAUAUAAAUAUAUAUAAUAUUACAUACAUAGUGUAUAUGUAUAUAUACACUGUAUAUGUAUAUAUAUAUAAACAAAAUCAGAGAAAUAAAUGCUCCAGUGCCUUGUGACAAAUCAAAACAGUAGGCUAUGAGCUCAAGAGUCACAUGAGUAAGUGAUGGCCAGUACGAUCAAUGGGCACUAGGCCCAUCCACUUUAUCACACAUUUUUAUUUGGACUGUCUUCCUGCCUCACCACUUAUUUUACUAACUAUAUUGGUACAAACCCAAAAUAAAUAACUGGCAUUUCAAGGUAAGUAGUGUCCAGAAAGCAUUUGAUUGUCUGUGUCCAUAAUAGUGGGGAAUCUAAUUAUAAUCUUCAUAUAAAAAAAUUUAUGGUUAUUCUGGAUUGCUUGUGUGUUUAUCCAUCUUUCCAACUGGGCAUGUUGUCUAUCACACUUGUGUGUCCAAAAUUUUUGAGUCACUAAACUAAAUUUUAUGAAACUUCAUACGUAUAUAUACAGUAUAUAUAUAUACUGUAUAUAAUAUACUGUAUGUAUAUACUGUGUGU